Messenger RNA from Wasmannia auropunctata (little fire ant), 3356 nucleotides. RefSeq names its product poly [ADP-ribose] polymerase-like (gene Parp1). The record is from RefSeq and is a predicted model, not a curated record. Gene Ontology annotation, cellular component: nucleus. The transcript is spliced from 5 exons. Bases 101 to 3052 code for a protein of 983 amino acids. Gene Ontology annotation, molecular function: NAD binding; DNA binding; zinc ion binding. NCBI's taxonomy places the organism in Eukaryota, Metazoa, Arthropoda, Insecta, Hymenoptera, Formicidae.
UAACCGGCAUUGUCGCGAAGGCCGCGUCGUCUCCUGCUGCGUAUUGUUUUCGACAAUUUCGACCGUUCGAGGUGACUGCGUGUGACAUACGUUCGGCAAGAUGAGCAACGAUUUGCCGUAUCUGGUGGAAUACGCGAAGAGCGAUCGGUCCAAGUGCCAAUUAUGCAAGCAGCAGAUCAGGAUGCAGAGCCUGAGGCUCGCCGCCGUUGUUCAGAGCCCUGUUCAUGAUGGAAAGAUACCUAAAUGGUAUCACUUCAAAUGCUUCUUCACGAAACAAAGACCAAAGUCUACUGAUGACAUAGCUCGUUUCGAUGAGAUUCGCAACACUGAUCAAGAUGCAAUUCGAAAAAAACUUGAGGAAUCUCAGAAGGCACCUGCUGCUCAACCAAAAGGAAAGAAAAGGACAAAAGGUGGCAAAGGCUCUGGAGAUUUCAGAGUGGAAUAUGCCAAGUCUAGCAGAUCCACCUGUAUAGGAUGCCAAGAAAAGAUUGUGAAAGGCGAAACAAGAAUAGCGAAGAAGGAUUACGAGACCGAGGAAGCUAGGAGGUUUGGUGGUAUGGACAGAUGGCAUCAUGUGGAGUGCUUCGCGAAAUUAAGAGCCGAUUUGGGAUAUUAUGGGCGAGGAGAUGAGCUUCCAGGUGCCGCAGAGCUCUCGAAAGAAGAUCUAGAAAGCCUCAAGGCUUCAUUGCCCAAAAUGAAUCAGGGUGACAUACCACCACCUCCUAAAAAGAUUAAGGAUGAACCAGAAGACGCAGAAGAGGAAAAGUUAAUGAAAAAACAAAAUGAACAGCUGUACGCUAUAAAGGAUAAAAUAUCAUGCCUGGAAAAGAAAGAGAUGAUGGAAUUAUUGGCAGAAAAUAAUCAGGAGGUUCCAUCUGGCGUAUCAAAUAUCACAAGUCUUUUGUCUGAUAUACUAUGUUUUGGAGCUCUACAACCCUGUCCAAAAUGUAAAGGACAACUCAUAUAUAAAUCUGGUGUGGGUUAUAAGUGCACUGGCAAUGUAACGGAAUGGGCUAAAUGCGAGUAUGUUACACAAGAUCCAAAAAGAAAAAAAUGCGAAAUACCAAGUGACAUGAAGGAAGAUUUUCCGAUUAAGUCGUACAAGUCCAAGGUAAAAAAACGAAUAUUUAAAGUAACAAUGCCGUCAUCUUCAAGUUCCGUUAAAAAAGAGGAAGAUGAAGCGGAUGGACCGAAGGUACAAGGAAAGCCACGUCCUUUGAAGAACAUGCAGUUCGUUAUAUUAGGUAAAACGCAGAAAGAUAAAGAGGAAUUGAAAAAGGAAAUUUCACUGUUGGGUGGUACCGUUACAACAAAAAUCCAUCAAGAUUUGGCAGCGGUAAUUUCGAAUCAGGCGGAGGUGGAUAAAAUGAAUAAGAGAAUGGAAGAUGUUCAGGCACACGACAUUCAAGUGAUAACGGAGGAUUUUGUAGAAGAAGCGAAAGAGUAUACAGACGCUCCUGUCAUGCUCCUAAAGAAGAAGACUAUUUCUAGCUGGGGUGGCGAUGUUAACGCUCGACUUUCCAAUGUCAUCGCAAAAUCCGCCUCCAAGAGUAAGAGCAGAUUUGAGAAAUCGGUUUCCGGUAAGGUAAAGGUAAAGGUGAAGGGCGGCGGGGCUGUUGAUCCCGAUAGCGGUCUGGAUGAUCUCGCGCACAUUUAUCAACGGGGCAAAGAUAAGUACACCGUGACUUUAGGUCUGACGGACAUACAGUCGAAGAAGAACAGUUACUACAAGAUGCAAAUUCUGAAGCAUGACCAUCGCGAGACGUAUCACCUGUUCAGAAGCUGGGGCCGAAUCGGCACCACAAUUGGCGGUAACAAGUUGGAAAGAAUGUCCUUGGAAGAGUGUAUAGAGCAGUUCGAAUCGUUGUACGAGGAGAAGACGGGCAACGAGUGGAAGAAUAGAGAGCACUUCGUCAAGGUACCGAAUUGUAUGUAUCCGAUCGACAUAGACCACGGGGAUCAGGAGGUUGCCUCCCUGGAUUCGGAUAUCAAGAGUAACCUGCAGAAACCGAUUCAGGACCUGAUGCGCCUUAUCUUCGACGUGGCCGAGAUGAAGAAGGUCAUGCUGGAGUUCGAGAUAGACAUGGAGAAGAUGCCGCUCGGGAAGUUGUCCAAGAAACAAAUUGACAAAGCUUACGCCGUUUUAACGCAACUGCAGGAGAUACUGAAGAAGAGCAACGUGGACCGCACCGCGCUGAUCGACGCCUCCAACAGAUUCUACACGCUGAUACCGCACAACUUCGGGGUCUCCGGACCGAAGAUUCUCGAAUCGCCGGAGGAGAUUCGUGCCAAAUGCGACAUGCUGGACGCGCUGCUCGAGAUGGAGAUCGCGUACAAUCUUCUGUCCUCCGACAAGACCAACGAGAAGGAGAAUCCGCUCGACGUGCAUUACAAGCAGCUGAAGACCAACAUCGACGUGCUGGACAAGACGAGCGAGGAGUUCAAGAUGAUCGAGAAGUACGUCAAGAACACCCACGCGGCCACUCACACGCAGUACGAUCUCGAGAUCGCGGAGGUGUUUGUCGUCAGGAGGAACGGCGAGGAGCAGAGGUACAAGCCCUUCAAGAAAUUGCCCAACCGAAAGCUGCUCUGGCACGGAUCCAGAACUACGAAUUACGCCGGGAUACUGUCGCAGGGUCUGCGUAUCGCGCCGCCGGAGGCGCCCGUCACCGGUUACAUGUUCGGCAAGGGUAUAUACUUCGCCGAUAUGGUGUCCAAGUCCGCGAAUUAUUGCUGUACGCACAGCCAGAAUCCGACCGGUUUGCUGCUGCUUUGCGAGGUCGCUUUGGGCAAUAUUUACGAGAGGUAUCAAGCGGAUUACAUCGAGAAGCUGCCGAAAGGGAAGCAUUCGACGAUGGGUCGUGGCCAGACGCAUCCCGAUCCGAAGGACGUCCACAAGACCGAGGACGGCAUCGAGGUGCCCUACGGAAUGGGAGUGCCUGCCAAGCUCAGCAAAAAUUCGGCAUUACUGUACAAUGAAUACAUCGUGUACGAUGUGGCUCAGGUCAAAGUACGAUAUAUGAUAAGAAUGAAUUUCAAAUACAAAUACUAAGUAUACGUAACGCAAAAAAGUGUGUGAUGUUCAAGCUCGUAUUAAAGUUAGGGUUUUUAAUUUUGUGAGAUUACAUUUCAUUCUGCUAAUUGUUAAUUUAAGAUGUGUUACUAUAAAUUCCAGUGAAAAUAUUUUGCUAGUAUUAUAACUAUUAAACUUCGUAAAACCGUUUUACCGUAAUUGAUAAUCUUCAAUUUUCAGUGUUUUGUUUCAAUUGUAUGCAAUUUGUUUAUGCGCACCGAAUAAUGUUUGCUACCUCGAAUAUUGAUAUUGCAAGAACGUAAUAAAUUUUUUAUAAAAUAAA